AUGUCACAACCCAAGCUCACGCUGCGGCCGCCCCCGCACCGCGAGUUCGUCCAGGGCUACCCGGGCAUCGCAGGCUCCUCGACUCGCUCGCCCGCCCACCUCGCCGGCAACGUCGAGGUCCGCCUCGGCACAAAGGGCCUCAAGGCCGCCUGGCUCCGCAUCGAGCUCCGCAAGCUAGAGACGCUCCCCGGCGGCGAGAGCUGGGGCGAGCUCAUCGGCAGGGGGCCCAUCGACGUAUGGACCGCCAGCAAGCAAGAGGCCUUCAAGAGCGAAGACGAGAGGGGCUGGGAAGUGCUCCAGACGGCCGACUUUCCCUUCCAGGUCGCCAUCCCAGAGGGGCUGCCCCCGAGCGCAAAGCUCGACAAGCAGGCCGGCGUCGCCUACGAGCUCGUCACCAGCCUCUGCCACGAGCUCCACUCGUCCUGGCCCGUCUACCACUAUCCCGACGAGCACGAGACCGCCCUUGACGGCAUCCGCGUCAAGCUCCACCGCAGCCAGACGUGCUACGGACCCGGCGACCAGGUCGACGUCCGCAUCCUCGUCUCGUCGGACAGCGUCUCGCCCGUCAAGCUCAAGAAUGUCUCGUUCAGCAUCCGCGAGACCAUCACCUUCCGCGGCGGCACGCGCAAGGCCUUUGGCUCCAAGAGCGCAGCCAGCCAAAAGACCGAGACCCUCGCGAGCAAGACCAAGCCCCUUGGCAAAAAGGUCUACAAGGGCGACAUCCACACCUUCGACCUCAGCUGCACCAUCCCCAAAUCCCACACCCUCAUGACCAUCCAGACGGCCAAGCACAUCGAGGUGGCCUACACGCUCCGCGUCCAGGUCGAGGCGGGCAAGAAACCCAUCAUCCUCGACCACCUCCCCAUCACCCUGUCCAACUUUGCCCGCACCGUCAGCGACGCCACCGUCGACAAGAUCGGCUUCGUCCCGGGCCUCUCGGUGCCCGCCGCCAACGCCGCAACCUCUGCCUCGGCCACCAGCCCAGACAUCGAGGGCGCGCCCACCAGCGACGGCGCCGAAUCCAUCUACUCGUCCGGCGGCCCCACCAUCACUCGCUCCCAGUCGUUCGCAAACUCGAGCUUCAACGCGCCCUACGCCGGCUAUCCGGCCUCUGACCUCCGGCGCAGGGACACAGUCAUGACCCAGGGCACCGCCGUCAGCGGACCGGGCAUGGCUGGCCGAGGCGUCCCAGGCCAGGUGUUUUCGUGGGGCCAGUACGGCGCAGCGCAGCCGUUUGGCAGCGAGGCGCCGAGGCCCGCGUUUGCCGGGCCGCCAAGCAUCUUUGAGGGACACGAGCUCGCUCCCGAGGAGAACCGCGCCCUCUUCCACGCGUCCAAUCGGCCCCAGAGCGCCCUCAUCCUCGGCAGUGGCGUCGACCCCGUCUUCUUGCCCGCCAACUCGCGGCCCAACAGCGGUGCGCGUCCCGGUCAGGCCGAGCGCCAGGUCACGACGAUACGCGAAGGCUCCGAAGAGAUGCAGGCCGGCGCCGCCUCUCUAGCGUACGACGGCGCCUCGCUCGGUCAGCCGCAACGCCAGCGCUCGCUCUCCAACCCGGGCGCGCCGACGUCUCAGCACGGGCCGAACCUGGUACGCCCUGACCCCGUGCGUGGUCCGAUCAACUCUGCCGAGGCGGAAAAGGAGCGGCUGUACGAGCGCGCGCGGCAACAGGCGGAGCGCAACCAGAGGCGCGCCGACGAGCGCCGCGCCCAGUACGGCCAAGGCACCAUCCCGCCCACGCUGGACCGCGAUGCCCAGACGUCUAUGUCGAACCUGGCACCCGCGCAGGGCCAGACGCUCAGCGUCGGUCCAUCUGCAGCCGAGGAGAAGGCGCGGCUGUUUGAGCGCGCCCGCGCAGAGGCCGAACGCUACCAGGCCUCGUUCUCGCAGGGCGCCCAGUUCCCGCCCGCAGCCGCCGCUGGCGGCAGCAGUCCCUUGGCCUCUCCGCACAACCUGGACGAUACCCGACGCGCGAGCGCCCAGUACUGGCUGCAGGAGGGAGCGGGUAGCGGAUCGGCGGCGGCGACUAAGGCUCCGCAAGCGUCAGCAGCUGCUGCAGGCUCGGCAUCCGCUUCAGGCUCGGCCGCCGGGCCAGCAACGACCGCGGCCACAGCCACGACGAGCGUAUCGGGUCGACCGGCGCCGUACCCGACCUACAUGUCGGCCGAGGAGGAAAAGCGAAGGCUGUACGAGCGAGCCAAGGCCGAGACCGAGGCGUUCCAGCGUGGCGAACUCCAAGAUCACCAACAGCCGCAGCAGCCCCAGCAGCGCCGAUCAGGCAGCUACACCGACCACGAGGCGUCCGGCUCGAUGUCGGGCCACCAGGCCGCCGCCUCGUCCGGCAGCACCUACACUGUGCCGCCGGGCGGAUGGCCGAGAGAGGCGCCCACGAUGUCGAUGUCGGAUUCACAGGCUGGUCAGGGUUCUUCGGCAGCGGCGUCGUCGGCGCCGCCCCUGCCUGCAGGCAGUGCAGUGGGCGAAAAGGAGCAGCUGCGGAGGUACUACGAGGCGCAGGACGCCGUGGCACGCCACCAGGCCACGGCCAACCCAGGAGGAGGCGCAUCUGGCAGCGCUGCCGGGGGAUCGGGUGCGUCCCCGUCGCAGCAGCACGGCUCGUCGAGCCAGGACCAUGCGGCCUUGUACGCCCCCGAGGUGGCGCAGGCCGUGGUCAACGCGACACCGCAGCAGCCUUGUGACACCUUCGGCUCGCCUCGUCGAGAGCCCGGCCAGGCGGCGCCGUACGGGGGCAGCAGUAAUGGGUCCGCUGGCGUUUACGCGUCGCCGCAGCAGCAGCAGCAGCAGCAGCAGCAGCCUCCUUCAUCAAGCGCCCAGUCGUACCUGACGGAGGCCGAGCAACAGAGCGCGCGGGAAAAGGAGAGGCUCGCCACUCAUUUCGCCAAGAAGGCCGCACGGGCCGAGGCGCGCGCCGCCGCGUCCGCGAACAGCAACGCUGCAUCCCCAGCGAUGCAACAGCAGCAGCAGCAUUAUCAGGCGCUGGGAUCCACGACGCCCACGCCAUCCUCGCCGCCGCCGCCGCCCCGUGCGCCAAGCGGGGGGUACGGCUCGUCUUCGGCGUCGCGCGACUGGCUCCCGCGCAUCGAGACGGGCCCUUUGCUGGCGGGAGGCAGCAGCAGCAGCAGCAGCGGUGGCGGCGGCGGCGGCGGGAUGUCGUCGUCUGCGGCGCAGUUCUACCCGCGUCCGCGGUCAGACGACACGAGCAGCAUCUACACUGAGGUCCUGCACGAUCCCGAGGUGCUGGCGGGCAAGAAGCGCGCGCCGCCCUCGAUCUUUUCGGCGUCAUCGACGCUACCCCCCGGAGCCGGCACGUACGGCAGCCCGUACACGUCGCGACCCUCGAGCGUCGUCUACCCCAUCGACCCGGCAUCGGCGUCGUCGACGAGGUGGAAGGCGCCACCCGCCCCGCUGCGGCGAGACGAUCCGGGCCUGUGGAGACCGAGGUACGCCUGGGUCGAUGAAGAUGACGUCGACGUCGACGUCGAGGAGGCCGCACGGACCGCCAAGCCCCCGCCGCCGCUGCCGCCCAAGAUUCCGCUCAGCCGGAACGCGUCCAGUGUCGCUUGA
Messenger RNA from Pseudozyma flocculosa PF-1, 3579 nucleotides. RefSeq lists its product as uncharacterized. Gene Ontology annotation, biological process: division septum assembly. The transcript has 4 exons. The coding region runs from base 1 to 3579 and encodes 1192 amino acids. NCBI's taxonomy places the organism in Eukaryota, Fungi, Basidiomycota, Ustilaginomycetes, Ustilaginales, Ustilaginaceae. Gene Ontology annotation, cellular component: division septum. The record is from RefSeq and is a predicted model, not a curated record.